Quercus lobata is the source of this 1320-nucleotide messenger RNA. RefSeq lists its product as uncharacterized. NCBI's taxonomy places the organism in Eukaryota, Viridiplantae, Streptophyta, Magnoliopsida, Fagales, Fagaceae. The coding region runs from base 1 to 1320 and encodes 439 amino acids. The record is from RefSeq and is a predicted model, not a curated record. The transcript has 4 exons.
AUGGCCUCCACUAGUGAUCCUUUCUGGCAGUAUGAUUUUGACGAUGCCUACUUUGACUCCAACAAUAAGGACAUGGACAUUGAUAGCUGUGGUGAUGACAUGGAUGUUGGUGGCUAUGAUGCUGACAUGGAUCUUGGUGGCUGUGAUGCUAACAUGGAUAUUAGUGUAGACACAGAUUCAAACUAUGACAUUGAGGAGGAAGAGUUUUGGUUUGUAUUUUCACUAGUUGGCGAGAUGGUAGCAUAUUUCCAGCGGCAUUACAACAAGUGCCUAAUGCGUACUAGCAUUCUAAGUGGAAAAGACUAUAUGGCCGAAGUGAAAGAUGGCAAUCCUACCAACUGUCAUGACAUGUUCCGCAUGACAUUAGAUUUGUUCUAUCACUUGGUUGAUGAGCUAAAACAUCAUGGUUACUUGAAGGAAGGGAAAUGGUGUGUUUACGUGCAGGAGUCAAUGGCUAUAUUCUUGUACAUCAUCGGCCAUAAUACUUGGAUGCGACUUGUGGGAGACAGAUUUCAGCAUGCCACUAAAACUAUUGACUGCAAGUUUUGUAGAGUGUUGAGGGCUGUCCACACUUAUGGCCAACAUUUAAUUAAGCCCGAUCCAAAUGUGGUAGGCCUUCCAGAGCAUCUGCAGGAGAACAACAAGUACAACCCUUGGUUUGAGAAAUGCAUCAAAGCUAUUGAAGGCACGCAUAUUAGUGCUCGGCCUCCAACAGAAAGAACCCAGCCUUACAAGAGUCGCAGUGCCAGGGACUCAAAGGUGUUGGAAGAAGCUAUUAAAGACCUGAAGCAUGGAUUCCCAUGGCCACCCAAAGGUUCAUAUUACUUGGUUGAUUCGGGCUAUCCCAUUGGUGCAUCACUUCUGCCGCCACACAAGUCCACUCGAUACCAUGCUCAAGAAUUUAGGAGGAGUAAUAGGCAACUGGCAACAGGGAAAGAGUUGUAUAACUAUAGGCACUUUUCAUUAAGCAUGGUAAUUGAGAGAUGUUUUGGAGUCCUAAAGGCUCGAUUUCCCAUCUUUUCUUGCAUGGCGAAGUAUAAGCAAUAUCGUCAACGUUUGGUUGUUUCUGUGUGUUGUGCGUUACACAAUUUUAUAUGCAUCAAUAAUUGCAGUGAUGUAAUGUUUAACACAUGGGAGAACCUCGAUAUUGAUAGAGAUGAGCAGCAAAAUGGAAAUAAUGGGAAUUAUGCUGAAUCGAGUGCUAGUGCCAAAAGGAGGCAUGUAAGGGAAAUGUCUGAUGCGGCAAAGAGAGAGAUGGCUGCCUUUAGGGAUGAUAUAAUUGAAAGCAUGUGGGAGGAGUAUGUGCGACGUCGAGGUUGA